This is a messenger RNA of Magnolia sinica, 1029 nucleotides long. RefSeq names its product methylesterase 17-like. NCBI's taxonomy places the organism in Eukaryota, Viridiplantae, Streptophyta, Magnoliopsida, Magnoliales, Magnoliaceae. The transcript is spliced from 4 exons. Gene Ontology annotation, molecular function: methyl jasmonate esterase activity; methyl indole-3-acetate esterase activity; methyl salicylate esterase activity. The record is from RefSeq and is a predicted model, not a curated record. Gene Ontology annotation, biological process: salicylic acid metabolic process; jasmonic acid metabolic process. The coding region runs from base 55 to 831 and encodes 258 amino acids.
UCUUCUUAACGAGUAAGGAAAAAUAAUUCGGUUUGCCGCGGCUGAGGAAGUGAAAUGAGCUAUCACUUUGUUUUCGUGCAUGGUGCGUCGCACGGAGGAUGGUGCUGGUUCAAAGUCAGGAGUCUUUUGGAGAAUAAAGGCCACAAGGUUUCAUGUGUAGACCUUGCCGGUGCCGGCAUCAACCCGUCGGAUGCUAAUACGAUCCUUACAUUUGAUGCGUACAACAAGCCACUUAUCGAUUUCAUGUCUGCUUUGUCGGAGGAUGAAAAGGUGAUUUUGGUGGGCCACAGCUUUGGAGGGAUGAACGUAACUGAUGCGAUGAACAAAUUCGUGAACAAAGUGGUAGUCGCCAUCUAUGUGAACGCAGCAAUGUUACCGUCCUUCGGAGAACUUGCAGCAUCGCUACCAUUCCAAGGACCACACAAACAGGCAAAUUGGUCAGAUUUCCUCGAAAUGUAUGAAAUAUGGUUUGGGUUAGGACCAGAUAAGCCUCCCACAAGUAUUUUAUUGAAGAAGGAAUAUCAGCGCCAACUCCUUUAUAAUCUAAGCCCUGUUGAGGACUCAACACUAGCUGCGAUGCUCUUGCGCCCAAUGCCAGUCAUGGCACAAGGAAUCCCGAAUUUUGGAGUUGGGGAUGGUGUUGACAAGGUAAAACGAGUCUGCAUAAGGGGCACCUCCGACACCUUCUUCUCAGAUGCAAGCUUUGAGUCUCAGAUUAAGAUGUGGCCACCAACAGAAAUCUUCACAGUUGAGAGUGACCACUGCCCAUUCUUUUCAGCCCCGACACAACUCUUCCACUUGCUCCUCCGAGCCAUGAUUGAUCCCUUCUGAUUAGAGAUGCAAUCAGAUGGUCCAAUUACAUUAGCACAUGUAUGCUACUUAAUUUCAUAUGCUUUUAGUAAAAAUGGGGACCAUGGUUUUAAUCAUCCGGACCGUUGCCCUGAUGGGGCCAAGGUAGAUUGUUAUUGAUAUUUGCUAAUGAUAAUACUGUUGUAUUUGAUGUCUUUAAUAAACUUUUAUGUUUCUUUU